This is a messenger RNA of Phaethon lepturus (White-tailed tropicbird), 674 nucleotides long. Its product is annotated as chondroitin sulfate N-acetylgalactosaminyltransferase 1-like. Gene Ontology annotation, cellular component: Golgi cisterna membrane. The record is from RefSeq and is a predicted model, not a curated record. Lineage: Eukaryota; Metazoa; Chordata; Aves; Phaethontiformes; Phaethontidae. Gene Ontology annotation, molecular function: glucuronosyl-N-acetylgalactosaminyl-proteoglycan 4-beta-N-acetylgalactosaminyltransferase activity. The annotation marks the transcript as partial. The transcript is spliced from 4 exons.
CUGCUGAAUAUUUUCCUUCUCCUAGGUCAGCCAACUUCAAGAACUUCACCUUCAUCCAGUUGAAUGAAGAAUUUUCCAGGGGCAAAGGAUUAGACGUUGGUGCUCGAUUUUGGAAAGGAAACAAUGUUGUUCUCUUUUUUUGCGAUGUGGACAUAUACUUCACAGCUGAAUUCCUGAACUCCUGUAGAUUGAACACACAGCCAGGGAAGAAGGUGUUUUAUCCUGUUCUCUUCAGCCAGUAUAACCCCAGUAUAAUUUAUGGCCACCAUGAUUCCAUUCCAUCUUUAGAACAGCAGCUGAUUAUUAAAAAAGAAACUGGAUUUUGGCGAGACUUUGGUUUUGGGAUGACUUGCCAGUACAGAUCUGAUUUUAUCAACAUAGGUGGCUUUGAUCUGGACAUUAAAGGCUGGGGUGGUGAAGAUGUACAUCUGUACCGCAAAUACCUUCACAGCAACCUCAUCGUGAUCCGAACGCCUGUCAGGGGUCUCUUCCAUCUGUGGCAUGAAAAGCAAUGUCUGGACGAGCUGACCCCAGAGCAGUACAAAAUGUGCAUGCAGUCCAAGGCCAUGAACGAGGCUUCUCAUGGCCAGCUUGGGAUGCUUGUUUUCAAGCAAGAGAUUGAGACACACCUGCAUAGACAGAAACUGAGCAGUAAGAAGACAUGAAGCCAGAAA